AUGGCUCUACCAACCAUGAACGGCGAUCAAGGUCCUACCUCCGAGCAAGGUAGUUGGGACUUCUUGUCCUCCCGCUCCGAUGAGCUAUCUUCCCACUCCUCUGACUUCAACGGAGUUGGCACCGCAUUCGGAGACUUAGACUCUCAUCCUUCUGACAUGAGUCUUGGGCUCUCGGCCAACAGCGACGAAGUCAGCCUGAGGUUUGAAGAGCAAGACUACUUGAUCAAGUCCAAGCUCGCCAGUGUCGAGACUCAACUCGACUACAUGAGCGACACCGCCAACUUCCCCAACCUAUCAGCGGAAGAAAUAAUGAGCCAACGCGAGGCUCGGGAACAGGCUCGUGCCGAUCUAGUGAGACUGAAGGAGGAGAACCGUUUGAACCGUAUCCGCUAUGAUGAACUGCGAGAUGAGAUCAUCGGCUCAACUGAUGGAAACCUCACUCCUACCCAGGUUCUGGCCAAGAUGGAGGAGCUCGGUCGAGUUGAGGUUGACCUCCUCGAGAGUAACAUGGCGCUGCGAGAGAUGAGCGAAGCCCAAGAAGACUCCUCGUCUAGAAGCGAUGGAGAUGAUGAGGCCUCGUCUGAUAAUGAGUCGGAUGAAUCCAUCAUCCAUCAAACCACGUCCGAGUCCGACAGCGAGGACGUUGUCUCCCAGUUUGCCCGCUCAGAUGGUAACUCCGCUGCCGAUGGCGGCAACAAUGCUGCAUCCCCUACCAACCAAGGCGUUGCAUCUGAUGAACAGGACGCCCCAACCAGCAACCAAAAUGAGACCGUCUCUAUUCGCUCUGAUGAUGAGAUUUACAUGAUCAACAUCAAUUCGGUUUUCGAUCCUGACAGUCCCGCUGACUCUCGUCGUGUUCUCCUCGAGAAGAUCCCACAGGGCACUAGUCUCACCCAGAUUGCCGAUGCGGUCUGCGGUAUUGGCGGUCUAGUCCGCAUCUCCAUCAUGGACAACAUUGUCAACAGCGGCACGGCGUUUAAGAUAGCUUGUGUCGAGUUCCGCGACUCCACGGCUGCUAAGAGAUAUGUUGCCAACGUCAAGGCCAAUGGACUUGAGCUUGUUGACGGCACCGGACGCUUCUUCGAGAUUGAAGUCAAGCUCAUCAACUCAACCUCGUCCUACGAUUCCCGCCAUGGGCACCCGCUUGAAUAUGGUGUUGGCUAUCAUAGCGAGCACUCGGGUCGUUGCAUCACUCUCGAGAACUUUCCUACAUCAGCCAUCUGGCAUCUGCUCACUCGAUUCGGAACCAAGUACAUUAUCCGUGCUACCUUUUCCGCGAACGAGAAUCAGAUGAACGGCAAGCUAUCCAUUGAGUUUGCCAGUGUCUUCGAGGCUGGUCGUCUCUGUUACAUGAUUCUGAACCAUGUCUUCUUACCUUACCAUGGACCUGCUUCUCAGAUGGGGUUUGGCCCGACUCCUUCUGAUCGUGAUGUGGUGGAACUCACCAACUCCGUUUCGAACACAGUUGCAUUUGUCCCACCUAAGCACCUAUCUGAUGCAUGGAAUGUGCAGCCCUUCAACUUGUUCACCCCCUCCUCCAACUUUGCCUACGGGGCACCUAUUCCCCGACGUGCGGUUACCAGCCGCACCUCGUCCAUGAACGUGGAGGUUGUGUCGCGCACCCCAUCGAUGAACAUUGAGGCACCUCAGACCCCGUCGAUGAAUGCGGAGGCGUCACGUAGGCUGUCAAUCAACGUGGAGACGUUGCAUCGUCCGUCUUGCUACCCCGGAAACUAUGCCGUUGUUCCGCACAUCCUCGUCCGCGAUGACAAGAACUCUCCUGACCUCCGGGAUAUCCAGAUGACCAACAUCACUUUCAACUUCGUUGACGGCAACACUAAAUACAUCAUCGUUAAGGGCAAGAUCUUUUCUCGUCAAGUCAACGGCGACAUCUACACCAAGCUCGAUGACACGGAGCUCAUGAAACUCAAGCAGGACAAUGUUCUUAAGACCAACUGGGCUCCUUUCUGGAGACACUAUUGCGAGGCAAAUGAAAUGCCCUACCUGCCCAAGUACGCCGAGUAUGGCCGUGUCGCUAGUGUCCGCCGCAACAUUAACAAGAAGUUCGGAUUCUCGUCGUCCUGGAAUCCCGAGAGACUCACCGCGAUCCCCAAUCAGAUCAAGGCAUAUCUGAACCCAAAGUCGCGCAAGGUAGUCUCGACAGCCGAGGCCGAGCGAAAGUAG
Molecule: messenger RNA, 2184 nt
Organism: Fusarium proliferatum ET1
Lineage: Eukaryota; Fungi; Ascomycota; Sordariomycetes; Hypocreales; Nectriaceae
Exons: 4
Coding region: 1-2184 (727 amino acids)
Molecular function (GO): nucleic acid binding
Source: RefSeq, a predicted model, not a curated record